GUAGGAUCUUAAUUAUCGGUGCACACCAAGACAUCGCCAAGCCAAAGAGCAAGAAGUCGCCUUCACGAGUUGCUGUUGUAACUCUCAGAAGACGCUAUUGUACUCCUCUCUAGUGCACGUGGCCAAUGAGACAGACGACCAUGAAGACAAACCACCUGAGUCCUCACAGCUUCAUCAUAGUCCAACAGAGGAGGAUGAUAGAGGUGGAGCCACAGCUCCCCUAUGUGAAGGAGGAAGACGAGGAACCCCAACCCCCGUACGUUAAAGAGAAAGAGGAGGAGCCACACACCCUCUAUGUUAAAAAGGAAGAGGCAGAGCCACAGCAGACCUACGUUAAAGAGGAAGAGGAAGAACUCUGGAUCACUCAGGAGGGAGAGCAUCUUCUAGGGCCAGAGGAGGCUGAUCUCACCAGGUUGCCACUGACUGGUGUCUCUGUGAAGACAGACGACCAUGAAGACAAACCACCUGAGUCCUCACAGCUUCAUCAUAGUCCAAGUGAGGAGAUGAGAGAGGCGGAGCCUUCAUGCAGCAGCUCACUGCAACACAUGACAACAGAAGCUGAUGGAGACCACUGUGGAGGAUCACAAGCAGACAACCUCUUAGCUCCACUGUCAGAUAGUGACGACACGACGUCACACUCUCCUGAAGAUGAAGACAGCGACUACAACCAAGAAUCUCUGAGCAGCGAUACAGACUGGGAAGGUGAUAUGACGACUCACACUGGCAACAAACACUCUGAAAGCUCUAAAAAGAAGACAGCUAAACCUUUUAACUGCUCAUUUUGUCAGAAAGGAUUUUCUCUGAAGGGUUGUUUGGCUCAACACAUGAAAACGCACACUGGAGAAAAACCCUUUAGUUGCUCAGACUGUGGUAAAAGCUUCACUCAAAAGACUCACAUGCAAUUACACAUGAGAACACACACAGGAGAAAAACUUUUUAGUUGCUCAGACUGUGGUAAAGGCUUCACCCAGAAGACAAACUUGCAAUCACACAUGAGAACGCACUUAGGAGAAAAACCUUUUAGUUGCUCAGAAUGUGGAAAACGUUUCACUCAAAAGACACACAUGCAAUUACACAUGAGAACUCACUCAGAAGAAAAACCUUUUAGUUGCUCAGUCUGUGAUAAAGGCUUCACUUUAAAGACAAACAUGCAAAGACACAUGAGAAUACACAAAGAAGAAAAAACAUUUAGUUGCCCCGACUGCGGUAAAGGCUUUACUCUAAAGACAAGCAUGCAAUCACACAUGAGAAUACACACAGGAGAAAAACCUUUUAGUUGCUCAGAGUGUGGUAAACUGUUUACUGAAAAGAAAAAUAUGCAAAGACACAUGAGAACGCACAGAGGAGAAAAACCUUUUAGUUGCCCAGACUGCGGUAAAGUCUUUUCUCUAAAGUCAAACAUGCAAUCACACAUGAGAACACAUAUAGGAGUGAAACCUUAUAGUUGCUCAGAGUGUGGUAAACUGUUUACUGAAAAGAAAAAUAUGCAAAGACACAUGAGAACACACACAGGAGAAAAACCUUUUACUUGCUCAAAUUGUGGCGACACAUUUUCUCUGAGGUGUUCUUUGAAAAGACACAUGCAGAGUCACUGAUGGUCGACUGUUUGACUUGCCUGACUUUCAUGCAAUCACCGUUGGAACAUUCUUUACAGGUGUCUUUGUUCAAUAAAUAUCUAUAUAAAUCUUGUUAUCGUUAUUGUAAAUACAUAUUGUUAUUGUUAUUGGUAAAUGCAAAAGAAAGACAUGGUGACUGCAGUGGUUCCAUUUGUAGUUAAAGGUGUUUUAUUUACUGUAUGCUGUCACCACUAAAUGCUGGAAGUGGUGAAGUCAUUUCCUGUUCCAUGACUUCCAGAUUGGGUCUGGAAAGUAGUGAUUGGAUUCCUUUUACUGACCUGAGUUCUUCUGAUUUACUCAUUGGGGUACGGACCUCUUUCAGUGGGUGUUUGAAGGAUUUGAGCGAGAGUCAUUUUCGUUGGUUUUCUUAUUUUGCAGUAUUGAGCUCAUUUUGUUUAAAAAAAUGUAUGCAGUAAAGCGGAAUCAUAUUUUUUUUGUAUUGCUGUUGUCAAGUUCUUUAGGACUUACACCAGGCGGAGAAGAUCGCAGAGGACACUUUAUCAAUUCCUCUCCAGUAGACUUUCUUGAGUUUUAUUCCACACCUCAACGAUUUACAGGAGUACAGAUUAGGUGAACCUUUGUCUCUGUUUGUUUAUUUACAUACCAGUGGUCUCUCCGGUCUUCUUUUAAUACAAUCAAUUAAAUGGUCUUGAUGAUAACAGUUUUCAACUGUUUAUUUUGUACAAUGCAACUUGAGAUCUCAAUAUCCCAAUGCCGUACCUUUGACAAGACAUUAUUCCUGCCACUGUGUCCAAGUUCUUCAUGAACAUGCUUGAGGAUAAGGGGAGUGACAUGCAGAUCCUUGGCCAAAAUGACUGGAUGCUUUGAUUCCUCUUGCAUUCCUGCUCUGUUCAACCUGCCACCCACUUUUAGAACCCCAUCUUGACAGCUGAUAGAGAGGGUUAUGUCUUUCCUUACUUCAGUGUGGCAAUUUUCUUUGGGAUUUUGAUGAACGAUUCAACAACUGAACGGCUGUGUGGGCUGCAAAAGCUACACUGCCAAGAGACUUCAUUUAAAAAAGACAAGUUUAUUUUGCUAAAUAUCUAAUAGAUAACAAUUAUUGUUCACUAUUGAGGAUGAUGCCCCCUACAGUCAACAAGACCACAGGUCAUCUGUGACAGGAAGUGUCAUAAAUAAUCUCAAAGGAAACUACUUGGUAUAAACUUUUAAUAUUACGUGUUGGUAAGUGGCAGAGUCAAUCACAGACCUCCAGAGUAUACUUGAGUUCAAUCACCUUUAUUGACAAGGCAUUCAAAUCUCAUUCUAAUUCCAGAGCUCAAACACAUCCAGCCAGACUGUUGCUUCCUUCCGGUAACGCCCCCAAACAAUAAAGCAGGGAACACAAAUCCGGGCGGCGGAGCUGUGUGGAAAAUAGCACUGAGUUGGCCUGCCUCACAGACCUUAUCAAACAAAGUGCUUUGGUCAAUCUGAGUAAGCAAUAUAUACAUAUUGUAUAUAGCACAAAAUUCACAACCAUUAUAUAUUUUAUCUACUACAGCCUGUCUGUACAAAAUCAUGGGAUCAUGUCCAAUUUGGCCCACAAACUAAAGUAAGCUUUGAGUUUUGGCCCCCUGUGAGUUUGACACCCCUGAUGUAGCAGAUUCUUUGGAAAUCAAUACUCUGAUAUUGACAGACACAUCAGAAACUAUUGGUGUUGCAUUCAAUGUCCCCAAUUAAAUACAGCGUCACGCAAUCGAAGUCAUUACGGCACCGGUGAAAUGAAAUGAAAGUGAAUGAUAAGUAGGUCAAGUCAG
Messenger RNA from Doryrhamphus excisus (bluestripe pipefish), 3370 nucleotides. RefSeq lists its product as uncharacterized. Gene Ontology annotation, biological process: regulation of cytokine production; regulation of immune system process; negative regulation of transcription by RNA polymerase II. The record is from RefSeq and is a predicted model, not a curated record. Gene Ontology annotation, molecular function: RNA polymerase II cis-regulatory region sequence-specific DNA binding; DNA-binding transcription repressor activity, RNA polymerase II-specific. Lineage: Eukaryota; Metazoa; Chordata; Actinopteri; Syngnathiformes; Syngnathidae. Gene Ontology annotation, cellular component: nucleoplasm.